AAAGUAACUGGACAAAAGCAACAUGAUCGCCACAAUAUGAAUACCUCGGAAUGAUCUCAAACAGGAGCUCGGCUCGCACUGAUUUCCCAUCAACAUACAGGAAGGCGCGUUUAUUUUUUUACAUUUAAAUGACUGGCAUUAGCGCACAGGACAGCGCAACUGUUUAGCUGCCCGCUUUAUAUUUUAUUUGUACUGCUGCAUGGAACUCUUAUUCUGGGAAGGUGAAAGUGUUUGUGUGGAUAAAACAAACUCCGUGAAGCUCAGUGUCUUGCUCCAAAGGGACAUCGGAAUAUGCGCUCUGCGCUGUUACUAAAACUGCUACAUCUUCUAAACUUGUCUUCGGGACAUUGAGGGCAAGGAAAAUGAGCAAAAGCCUGCGAAAAACUGCAGCUGUGACAGAGAGGAAUGAUGUGACAGCUAGCCUUAAACAUUUGUGGUUUGUUCCUUCGGCAUAUUAAGCUUUGGCUCCCAGUCAGCACGCUCGCCCGACAGUCCCCACCAUGGCCUCAGCUUGCACACUCUUGCUGGCGUUGAUUGUUUCAAUGGGACUGCCUGAAGCAGGAUUUUCUUGUCCUCGCCCAUGUGCCUGUUACCUGCCAACAGAAGUUCACUGCACUUUCAGGUCUUUGAUAACAGUGCCUGCCAAAAUUCCCAAACAUGUGGAAAGAAUCAAUUUAGGGUUUAACACCAUUAACUCAGUAACAGAAAGUUCCUUGGCUGGACUUAGAAAACUGGAACUACUAAUGAUCCAUGGGAAUGACAUCCAUAACCUACCUGAUGCUGUAUUCAAGGAUUUGAUAUCUUUACAGGUAUUAAAAAUGAGUUAUAACAAACUAAAAGUUAUAACUGGACAGACUUUUCAGGGACUCUCCAGUCUGAUGAGACUGCAUGUUGAUCACAACAAGAUCGAGUUUAUUCACCCGGAUGCUUUUAAUGGCUUGACUUCUCUGCGACUGGUCCAUCUAGAGGGCAACCAAAUUCAGCAGCUCCACCCCAGCACAUUUGCCACCUUUUCUUUCCUUCAACAUUUUAAAAUAUCAACUGUGAAGCACCUGUACCUGUCUGAAAAUGCUCUAAGAACACUCCCAGGAGACAUGUUUAAGACGAUGCCUUUAUUGGAAAAUGCGUAUCUUCAUGGAAAUCCUUGGAUAUGUGACUGCAGACUGAAGGGUUUUCUGGAUUGGAAUAAAACAACCCCAGGAGUGUGGGUGAAAUGCAAAAAGGAUAAAGCUUACGAGGAAGGCCAACUGUGUCCUAUGUGCACCAGUCCUAGGCAGCUAGCUAAGAAAGAGCUCUUACAAUUAGAAAAUCUCUCCUGCACAAGACCAGUUAUUCAGGCAGCACUGAAGAUGAACCAAAGCUCCUCAGAGGAAGAUGUGACCAGUGAAUACUUUCCUACAGAGCAAUAUUAUGAAACUUUUGGAAAUAUAACACUCAAUAUGACGGAUGAGCAUGACAACAGUGUGGAUUUGAACUGCCAUAUCAAAGCACCAAGAGAUUCAACCAGAUUUGAUUUUGACCAUCUCAAUGCCCAACAGAUCGCCAUCAAUAUGACUCUUUCAGUUGAUGUUGAGUGCCCAAUAGGCCGUGAACAUUAUGAAAAGUUGUGGAAGCUAAUUGCAUACUAUAGUGAAGUACCUGUCCAUCUUGCAAGAGAAAUUAUGCUGAGAAAAGAACCUACGUUAAGUUAUAGAUACAGACAAGAUAGUGGAAAGGACUCCUAUUAUUAUACAGGUGUAAGAGCCAAUGUGCAUUCCCAGCCAUCUUGGCUAAUGCAGUCUUCUCUAAGUAUACAACUGGACAGAUUGCAGUCUACAGCCAAUCAUGUGCUCUUAAUACUAACCACAAAUUUUAACCAAAUAUUGGAUACCGAAAUUUCCAGAAGACAGAAAAGCAAAUGGGUCAUGAUCGAGUCAAAAGCCGACGCCAAAAAUGCAGUGGUCGUAAUGGCCGGAAGUCUGUGUCAAAUAGACUGCAAUGUGCAGAGCUCAGGAGAUCCACAAAUUAAAUGGGUUUUACCAGACGGUACAAAAGUGGAGGCAUCACAUCACAGCCAGAAUAACAGAGUUUCAGUUUCUAGCAGCGGUAAGCUGGUCAUCAAAGCAGCAGACCAUGCAGAUUCUGGGGUAUACUACUGUGUAGCACAAGUUAAAGGAGACAUAGACAUAAUGGCCUUUUGGAUUUCUGUGCAGGCAAUGACAAUCCAUUCCUCUGGGGAAGGGAGCAGUUCUCUCAUAAAAAAUGCUGGUGAGCCGAUUUCAUUGCCAUGCAGUGCUGUUGCUGUACCUGAUGCACAAGUCAACUGGAUUCUCCCAAGUAAUAAUGUUGUAAAUAGCCUCUCGAAUACGACUAGAGCGUAUGUGUUGCAAAAUGGCACGCUAUUUAUAGAGCACAGCAGGGUUAGUGACAGUGGAUAUUACAAAUGUAUAGCUGUAAACCAGUAUGGGGCAGAUUCCUUCUCUUCAAAAAUAACAGUCACAAGGCCUCCAUUGACACAGACCAUCCGAAAAAUUCCAAAGAAACCACAGUCAGUGUCUGGUGCAUCUACCAAAAUUAGAAACAGGGUAGCUGAUUAUGAGGAGGCUUCAGGGGAUGGUGUUGAAGAGAUCCAGAAAAAGCAGUCACCUAGAAUUUCUUCAGGCAAUCAAAGUGAAGGUCACAAGAGCAACACGCCAGAAUCAUCAAGACCACCAAGAAGACGAGUACAUAAGAACAGGCUGCAAGGUCCUAAUAGAGAUCGCAAAACUAAUAAAGGGAAAACAACUUUUGAAUCCAGAAGAAGAGUAAAUGUAUCAAAUAAAAAAAUUGAUCCACAGCAGUGGGCAGAUAUUCUGGCAAAGAUACGCGAAAAAACGUUACUGAAGACAACGGCUCCUCCUCCAGAGGAAAGCCUGCCUACGCAAACAACACCGUCUAAGCAUGCGACCACAACUCUGUCCUCAGAGUCAGAACACACAGAUAAUACUGAUGAAUUUGCCUCGGGUGAAAAUCAUGCUGAUAAUGUGGAAUUAUUUUCCGUAUCAACACCUCAGUCUUAUAUUAAACAUAAUGAAAUUGAUUUUGUGACAGAAACAAUGACGACAACUUCCUGGGCACACAGUUUUCUGGGCACAACAAAUACAAAACCAACUCCCACAAUGAUACACAUUAAAACACUGGAAUCAGGAGCUAAGGCGUUGAUUCAAACUGAGGGAAAGACUCCAACACCUUAUUCAAAAUCCCCUAGUGCAACUCACAUGGUGACCUUACAAAAUCAAACAUUGUCAAUAAACCUUACAAAAAUAAAAUCAAGCAUACAAGUAGGAUGGGAUACAACAAGUACUACUGUUACUACACAACCUGUUAUAACAAAUUCUGGGUCAUUAUCAGAAAGACAACAAGAAAAAUCUGUUAAAAAGCAAUCCACCAUACCAGACUAUGCUACCUCAAAGCCAUUUUUCAAUGAUAUAGUCAGUUCUCUAACAGAUAGUACAGAAUAUCUCCAUCCAGUUUCAGCAACAGAAGCAUCUCAUCUACAUUUUCCAACAACUCAUUCCACCACAGCAAACCCUACAACACAUCCUUUAAGGGAAUUUUCACCAGAACAGCAACAGGUGUCGAAAAAUCCUGCAAAAUUUGGUGACGCCAUCUUAAAUGUAAAGCAAGCUACAAUAACCUCUAGAAAUCAAGUGGCAACAAAGCAGCUGUCACCAUUCCAAAUUUCUUUUACUCCUUUCCCAAACCAAGUGACAAAAGAUCGCUCCAUCAUUACAACCACAGCAGCUUCUACUUCACAGAUGCAAGUAAAAUAUCUUCCUACAAAGAUAACUGUUAAAGAUGACGAGGUACAAAAACCACUAAAAGUGUUUACAAAUUCAAGUACUGUGAAUGAAACCAAUGGUACCGGGCAACUAGGGGGUAUCAGUAAAUAUCACAGUACAGAUGUGCCAAUGUCUGUGAAGCUUUCAACACAAUCACCUUUCCCAUUUGUAAAUAUGUGGUCUCAGGGUUCUAAAUCAAAUAGAACUUCAACCAGCAGAGAAAGCUCCACAGUGAAAAUGGCAGUAGUGAAUACUCCACGAAAAAAUGAGUUAAGCUCCACUAUGAAAACAACAACAACUUCUUCUUCACAAUUCCAUCAAAAUGUAUCCCUACAAAACAACAAUAAACAUUCUAAUGCUAUUCAGAACGGCUUGGUUUGGAACUCAAGGACUCCUACUUCGAAUUUCAUUCCUAAUAAGCAUGGCCUAAACCCAAGAGUGCCAAGCAUAUUUCAGAGAUUCCCAUAUUACCAUAAUGGAAGAAACCCUUUCUUGAGGCCUAAUCCAGACCUAUUUAGAACACCAGUCAGGACCAAUCCUCCUACAACUACAACCACAGUGAAACCCAUAAAACCGAGCACUUCUUUCAAAAAGGAGAAGGUCACAACUCCAAAGCUACCUACUGUGAAAAUGACACAGUCUUCCACAACAACACCAGCAUUAAGUAUCAGAGCUCCUCAAACAUCUUCAACUACCAUGAAUCCAAAGACUACCGCCUUAUACACACAGUGGAAUGGUGUCUUCAACUACAGACCUCUUCAUCCCCAUUUCAUUCCAAGUAAGGAAAGGACUAUGCAGCGACCGUCUCAUAUUCCUCAUCCUUCAACUGAUAUUCGAGUUCCUCAUCUGGGCCCCAAAAUCACCACAACGAAUGUUCAUACUGUGACUGUCCAUGCAGAAAUGGAUGCCAUUUUACCCUGUGAAACUACUGGAGAACCUAAGCCAUUCCUUUCAUGGACUAAAGUGUCAACAGGAGCUGUAAUGGCAAUAAAUACAAGGAUACAAAGAUUUGAAGUUCAUGGAAAUGGAAGCUUUAUUAUUCGUAAAGCUCAGCUUCAGGACCGUGGACAGUACCUUUGUACUGUUCAGAACCAAUAUGGCAUGGAUAAAAUGAUCAUCAUGUUAAUGGUGGUGGCUCAGCCCCCAAAAAUGACUGUAUCCCGUUAUCGAGACGUGACAGUAUACCUUGGAGAUACAGCCAAUCUGGAGUGCAGAGCACAAGGCAUUCCGUCUCCCAAACUUUCGUGGAUACUGCCAGACAGGACAAUGCUACACUCAGAAGGCUCAGGAAAGGGAAGAAUAAUAAUGAUGGGAAAUGGAACUUUAAGUGUUACAGCCACCAGCUUCCUAGACAAAGGAAUUUAUAAGUGCAUAGCCAGCAGUGUUGCAGGAGCAGACAGCAUAACAGUCAGGUUGCAUGUUACGGCCUUACCUCCCAUGAUUCAACAGCAAAGAAGUGAAAAUCUUACCUUGGCAGAAGGGCAAAAUAUUUACAUUCACUGUACUGCCAAAGCUGCUCCUCUUCCCAACAUCCGCUGGAUUGUCUUUGAUGGGACCCAGAUCAGACCGUCUCAGUUUAUCAAUGGCAACUUGUUUGUCUUUCCAAAUGGGACCCUCUAUAUUCGCAAUUUAACCCCAAGAAACAAUGGGAAUUAUGAAUGCAUGGCAAGUAAUGCAGUUGGAGCAUCCCGAAGAACAGUUAGCCUGACUGUGAUGAAGAGUGCUUCUACUGCAAAAAUCAUUGCAGCCUCUCCACAAAGAAGUGAAGUCACUUAUGGAGGUACUCUUCAUUUGAACUGCACAGCUUCUGGUGACCCUGGGCCGAGGAUAAUAUGGAGGCUACCCACAAAGAGGCUUAUUGAUGCACAGUACAGCUUUGAUCCCCGGAUUAAAGUUUAUGUCAAUGGUACAUUAGUAGUCCAUAUGGUCACAGAAAAAGAUGAAGGAGACUACUUAUGUGUGGCAAGAAACAAGAUGGGUGAUGACUACAUUUUACUUAAAGUAAAUGUCAUGAUGAAGCCGGCCAAAAUAGAAUACAAACAGCAGACCAACCACAAAGUUACAUACGGUGGCAACCUGAAAGUAGACUGUAUCGCAUCAGGACUGCCCAACCCUGACAUCACGUGGAGUUUACCAGAUGGCACCGUGGUCAACAGUGUCAUGCAAUCUGAUGACAAUGGCUUACGUACCAGGAGAUAUGUGGUGUUUAACAACGGUACCUUGUUCUUCAAUGAAGUAGGAAUGCGGGAGGAAGGAGAUUAUACAUGCCAUGCCGAAAACCGAAUGGGAAAGGAUGAAAUGAAAGUGCAUGUUGUGGUGGUGGCAGACACACCAGUCAUCAGGCAUAAAAAUUACUCGGUUGUGAGUGUUCCAUAUGGAGAAUCAGUUUCGCUGAAAUGUGAGGCAAAGGGUGAACCGAUUCCAAAGAUAACAUGGCAUUCUCCAACUAACAGAAUAAUUUCCUCCUCUUCGGACAAAUAUCAGAUACACAAUGAUGGUACUCUGUUGUUACAAAAAGUGCAGAGGUUCGAUAGUGGAAACUACACCUGUGUUGCAAAAAACACAGCUGGGGAGGACAAAAAGGUCAUUCGUGUGGACGUCCAAGUUAUCUCGCCAUCAAUCAAUGGAAGCAGAAGUGCUGUGAGCAAUAUUAAAGUGAAAGCCAUUAAGGAGCAUCGUAUGUUGUUGGAUUGUAGAGCAGAAGGAAUGCCUAUUCCACGAGUGAUGUGGGUCUUGCCAGAAAAUGUCGUUUUGCCUGCUCCAUAUUAUGGAAGCCGAUUCACAGUGCACCGGAAUGGAACUCUAGACAUAAAAUCCCUGAAAAAGACAGAUUCAGUCCAGCUAGUCUGCAUUGCCCGUAAUGAAGGAGGAGAAGCAAGGCUUAUAGUUCAUCUGGAUGUUAUAGAAGAUUUACAGGCACCCAUACUAAAGAACCCUUUAAAAGAGAUUUUGUCUCUAACUGCUGGGUCAAACUUGCAAAUAAAUUGUUCUGCUGAGGGUAAACCAGUGCCAGAUAUUCUAUGGAUCCUUCCCAAUGGAAGCCAUCUUACUAAUGGGAAGCAGCUUUCCAAUAUCUAUCAUGCACAAGAUGGCACUCUUCAUAUUCACCAUUCAUCAGUCACGGAAGCUGGCACCUACCGCUGUGUAGCCAAGAAUACGAUAGGCCAAGCGGAAAGAACGGUUGUGCUUGAAAUCGGCAAAAAGCCAGAAAUUAAUAACCCAUACACAGGUUUGGUGAGCAUAAUCAACGGUGAAAAUUUGUUGCUCAACUGUGCAUCGGUAGGAGACCCACAACCAAAGAUAUUCUGGUCGUUGCCUAAUGGGAUGACUCUAAGCCGACCCCAAACAGCUGGCCGCUACGCAGUUCUUCAGAAUGGCUCGCUAUCCAUUCAUCAGGCAUCUGUCUACGACAGAGGGACCUUUUCCUGCAAGGUUGUCAAUGAAUAUGGAGCCACAUCAAUGAGCGUGGCUGUGAUUGUCAUUGCUUACCCACCAAGGAUUACAAGCAACCCACCUUCAGUAACUUAUGCCAGCCCCGGGAGUGCUGUUCACUUAAACUGUAUGGCCAUAGGCAUCCCAAAACCUGAGGUGACAUGGGAACUGCCGGACAAAACACACCUCAUGGCAUCCGCUCAGCCGCGACUUUUUGGGAACAAAUACCUUCAUCCUCAAGGAUCGUUAAUCAUUCAGAAUCCAUCCCAAAGGGAUGUAGGGUAUUACAAGUGCACUGCUAAAAAUCUUAUAGGAAGCGACUCAAAAUCGACAUACGUACAUGUGUUCUGAUUUGUAAACAUGUCUUUAAAAUAUGCCCGUUGAACUGCUAAUGUUUGUACAGGAGAUACUACUAACUACAAGUAACUUAAAUGGACAAAGCAAUGGAGUCGUAGAGAAUGGAACAGAAAGGCUGAAGAAGUAUGGCAUUUGCAAUAAGCCCUUAAAUUGUGACUUUUAUAUUGGUUAAAAGAAUGAAAUUAAACAUAAAUAUCAGAAAGUGAAAAA
Erpetoichthys calabaricus (reedfish) is the source of this 7799-nucleotide messenger RNA. It is a transcript of the gene mxra5a, whose product is annotated as matrix-remodelling associated 5a. Gene Ontology annotation, cellular component: extracellular region. NCBI's taxonomy places the organism in Eukaryota, Metazoa, Chordata, Cladistia, Polypteriformes, Polypteridae. Gene Ontology annotation, molecular function: protein binding. The record is from RefSeq and is a predicted model, not a curated record.